UGUCAUGGGCAGUAAGUCAAUGGUGCGUGUAUGGCAAGUGUGGACAUAAGAGAUCUUGCACUGACUCUUACUACUUACUACCAGGGUCUGAGUAUUCGCUCAUCUAACAGCGAAUGGAGGUCAAGCACGCUUAUUCAAGUUGUGCGAAAAGGAAAACUAAACAAAUUUCGUCUGCUCGUUGAGGCACGAUUCAUUGAAGCCUCAUUGAUUUGUAUUGAUGACUGGGAUACUAUAAAAGACAAUCUUGGGACACCGUCUCAGAUGCCCACGCCGUUACCUCUCCCAAAGUACAUCUAUUUCACCUCGAAAACAAGCAUUGUCUGCUUCGUAAUCCUCAUCUUUGGCACAAUCAUCAUGGGUUAUGUCGUGUCAUCUAUUAACCACCGUGUUUCCUGGAUUCUAUCGAUAACGGGAUUAGCUCACUUCACCAUUGAUGCGCUUACAAGAUUAAUUACUGCUCAAGUCAUCGGGGAAUACAUACUGUGGAGGAUCCACAACCAUGCACAACCCACACCGCAGGAUACUCUGCGUGGCGAGUCUAUGGCUGCUGCCACAAUUUACAGAGGCAUUGGUCGGUUCUGGAGAGUGGCGGCGGUUCAUUGGGACUAUGAAAUGCUGAAUGGCCCCGUGUUCUAUAGUUUAAACCUACCUAUGCCUAUGCCUUGUCUUACUUGAUUCCAUUGUGCACUUUUUGUAGAACUUUUUAACUUAGUGAUAGUCUUUUACCCAG
Messenger RNA from Desarmillaria tabescens, 730 nucleotides. RefSeq lists its product as uncharacterized. NCBI's taxonomy places the organism in Eukaryota, Fungi, Basidiomycota, Agaricomycetes, Agaricales, Physalacriaceae. The transcript has 7 exons. The record is from RefSeq and is a predicted model, not a curated record. Bases 31 to 675 code for a protein of 214 amino acids.